UCUUCACGUCAAAACAUUGCCUCGUGGUUGGAAGCAGAUGUUAAAAGGACUAAAAUAAAUCCUAAAAACCGGAAAAAAUAUUCAGGAUCGAGUGCUAAAAAACGCCUGCAGCAACCAUGAGUCUGUACAACUUCAAGAAAAUUAUGGUUGUGCCUCCGGCAAAGAGCUUCAUUGAUAUAAUUUUAUCAAAAACGCAAAGGAAGACUCCAACCGUUGUGCACAAACAUUACAAAAUCUCCCGAAUUCGCGCAUUCUACAUGCGAAAAGUGAAAUAUACCCAACAAAACUUCCAUGAUCGCCUCACACAAAUCAUCCAAGAUUUUCCAAAACUCGAUGACAUGCAUCCCUUUUAUGCGGAUUUGAUGAAUACACUUUACGAUAAGGACCAUUACAAACUUGCUUUGGGACAACUUAACACUGCGCGGCAUUUAAUUGACAAUGUCGCUAAAGAUUACGUUCGUUUAUUGAAAUACGGUGACUCGUUGUAUCGUUGCAAGCAAUUGAAGAAGGCAGCUUUGGGAAGAAUGGCAACUAUCAUGAAGCGUCAAGCGACAAAUUUGACAUAUUUGGAGCAAGUUCGUCAACAUUUAUCCCGUUUGCCGACAAUUGACCCUUACACACGUACAAUUCUCGUAUGUGGCUUCCCGAACGUUGGAAAAAGUAGUUUUAUGAAUAAAAUUACGCGUGCUGAUGUCGAAGUUCAACCCUAUGCCUUUACAACGAAGAGUUUGUAUGUCGGGCACACCGAUUAUAAAUACUUGAGAUGGCAAGUAAUCGAUACUCCCGGAAUUUUGGAUCAUCCCUUGGAAGACAGAAACGUCAUUGAGAUGCAAGCGAUUACGGCAUUGGCUCAUUUACGUGCCUGUGUCUUGUAUGUCAUGGAUAUUUCGGAACAAUGCGGUUAUCGGAUCGAAGAACAAGUAAAAUUGUUCGAAAGUAUCAAACCGUUGUUCGCCAACAAGCCGCUUCUUGUGGUUUUGAACAAAAUCGAUAUUGUAACGUUGGAAGAAUUGCCCGCAGAAUCGCAAAAAUUGAUUCAAGACAUGACAAAAGAUGAAAAUAUUCGUCUUUUGCAGAUGUCGAACGCCAACGAGCAAGGUGUCAGUGAAGUUAAGUCCGAAGCGUGUGAAAUGUUGCUCGGAUAUCGCGUUGAACAAAAAAUUCGCACGAAAAAGGUCGAUAGUGUCUUGAAUCGUUUGCAUGUUGCCAUUCCCGAGAAACGCGACAACAAAGAACGUCCCCCUUGCAUCCCCGAAAGUGUUUUGGCGGCAAAAGCAGCGAAAGCGGAGAAGAAACAACGCAAAUUGGAAAAAGAUAUCCAAGAAGAACUCGAUGACGAAUACAUUUUGGACCUCAAGAAGAAUUACGCGGAAAUUCCCGAAGAAGAGCGUUACGAUAUCAUACCUGAAUUCUGGCAAGGACACAACAUUGCCGACUACAUCGAUCCCGAUAUCUUCGAAAAACUCGAAGAACUCGAACGUGAAGAAGGCAUGCGCUUGGAUUCAGGUUAUUACGAACCCGAACCGCUCAAUGUUGACGAAACCCUUAAGGAAAUCCGCGAAAUGGCGAAACAAAUCCGGCUUAAACGCUUCAUGUUACGUGACAACAAACGUCUUAGCACGAAACACGGCAAACCAACAAUUCCGAGACACAAGUUGCCCCAUACGAGAGAACGUAAAGUCGAGAAAUUGCGCAAAACGAUGGAAAAUCUCGGCGUUGACAUGUCAGAGACGAACGAAGCGAAUUUCACGAAGAAUGUUGUCGAUUUGCGACGCAGCGUAGUUAAAGUUGGCGAUACAAAGACGCCGAAACUCGAUCGGGAAUCGAUGGCUGUUGUGAAGUCGACGGGACAACCGCUGAAGAGAAAACACGCGAAACACGAAUUGGGGUUGAAGAACACGUCGAUGAAGAAGAAGACAGAGUUGAUGGCGAAACACGAUAUUGCGAAGAAGACGAGAAAGUUUGCGCUCAAGGGAGAAGCCGACAGAUUCAUUGGAGACAAAAUGCCGAAGCAUUUGUUCUCGGGCAAACGAGGAACGGGCAAAACGGAUCGUCGUUAAGAUUUUUUCGCUUAUCAAUAUUAUCAUUUAUUUUAUUUUGAAAUUUAUCAUAUGUGAAAUUAUGAAAAAUAAAGAAUUCUUUUCAUGAUGGAAAAUAA
Culicoides brevitarsis is the source of this 2158-nucleotide messenger RNA. It is a transcript of the gene Non1, whose product is annotated as nucleolar GTP-binding protein 1. Gene Ontology annotation, cellular component: nucleolus. Gene Ontology annotation, molecular function: GTPase activity; RNA binding; GTP binding. The transcript has 3 exons. Lineage: Eukaryota; Metazoa; Arthropoda; Insecta; Diptera; Ceratopogonidae. Gene Ontology annotation, biological process: ribosomal large subunit biogenesis. The coding region runs from base 117 to 2060 and encodes 647 amino acids. The record is from RefSeq and is a predicted model, not a curated record.